AUGAGUGCAUUAUUCCCCUCCAUGAGUAGAGUUGCUCCAAGAAGAUUAGCUACACAAGUGGCAUUCAGACCUACCGUCUAUAGAACAGUAAACCCCAGAACUGUACCACUAAUGAUGAGAUUAUAUUCAGACAAGGCACAAGAAAAAUCCGAAAAAACAGAGGAAAAUGCUAAUGAAAAUUUAACUGAGGAACAAAAGAAAAUCAAAAGUCUGCAAGAAGAACUUUCCGCAAAGACUAAAGAAGCUGCUGAAUUGAAAGAUAGUCUACUAAGAUCUGUUGCUGAUUUCAGAAAUUUACAAAAUAUUACUAAGAAAGAUAUUCAAAAAGCGAAAGAUUUCGCUCUACAAAAAUUCGCUAAGGAUUUAUUAGAAUCUGUUGAUAAUUUUGGUCAUGCAUUAAGUGCAUUCAAAGAAGAAGAUUUGGAAAAAUCAAAGGAGAUUGCCGAUCUUUAUACCGGUGUUAGAAUGACAAGAGAUGUCUUUGAAAAGACUUUGAAGAAACAUGGUCUCGAAAAGUUAGAUCCAAUGGGCGAAACUUUCGAUCCAAAUAAGCAUGAAGCUACUUUUGAAGUAGCUCAGCCAGACAAAGAACCUGGAACUGUUUUCCAUGUUCAACAAGUUGGUUUCACUUUGAACGACAGAGUCAUUAGACCUGCUAAAGUUGGGAUUGUAAAGUCCACUGACGAUAAUUAA
Molecule: messenger RNA, 693 nt
Organism: Naumovozyma dairenensis CBS 421
Lineage: Eukaryota; Fungi; Ascomycota; Saccharomycetes; Saccharomycetales; Saccharomycetaceae
Gene: MGE1
Product: mitochondrial nucleotide exchange factor MGE1
Exons: 1
Coding region: 1-693 (230 amino acids)
Biological process (GO): protein import into mitochondrial matrix; protein folding
Cellular component (GO): PAM complex, Tim23 associated import motor
Molecular function (GO): adenyl-nucleotide exchange factor activity; protein-folding chaperone binding; protein homodimerization activity
Source: RefSeq, a predicted model, not a curated record